AAACGCUGGCGGAGGUAGCUCGUGAGUCAACCGCCUCGCGGUCUUGCCUUGCGUUCAGCAGCUUCCUGUCGGCGCGGUGAGCAUGCUGCUGGUCGUGUGGCUCUCCCUGUUGUGCUGCAGGUUAGCCGGGUGUGGCCCGGGACAGUACGCGCUGUCGAGUGAAGAAGGGAAACCUAAUUUUCGGUCACAACAAGCUGGAAUCCCAGGCGCGUCUUUCUACCUUGUCCCCAUGUUCCACCAUGCACCGGGGCCGCGGGUCGCCCCGGAGCUGUUCCGGCCGGUUCAAAGUAGACGGCCGCUCCCAGCGGGGCUCACGGCGCUGCUCUUCCCUCCAACACAGCAGAAGCAGAGCGGUGCCGCCAGGAGCCCGCGCGGUGUGGAGGUGUGGUGCGGAAGCCACAGCGUCUCUGUGCGCGUGGAUCUCCACCAGCUCGGAGCGUGGUCUGCUCCCGACCGAUUCCGGUUGGGCUCGUGUGCAGCCAGCAGCGUCAGCUCCAGGUUCAUAUAUUUCCAGUCUGGACUGAAGGAGUGCAGUGGAGCCUCUACGAUCGUUGGAGGUCAGCUGGUUUAUACCAACUUUCUGUCUUACACUCCACUUCCACAAGGCCACGUCAUCAGAGCUCUGCCCCUUGACCUUCCCAUCCACUGUCAUUACAACAGGUUCCAUUACUCCUACAAGGUUGGCUACAAACCUCAGGUUCAUCACACAACCUAUAUGAAGACCAUCAGGAGUAAACGCAUCUUCCGCCUCACUGUCUGCAAUGCCCAGUGGCAGCCUCUGCCUCCUGCUCAGUGGUUCUCUCUGGGGGAGCCAAUGUAUUUUGCUGCCCACACAGGAGCUCUCUCGGCUGGGGAGAGGUUGUACAUGGAUAUGUGCUAUGUUUCGACCUCCAAAGACUCCAACUUCAUGCCUAGACUGGAUGUCAUUAAUAAUUAUGGUUGCAUGACCGACAGCAGGAGAGAGGGCAGUAGUUCCCGUUUCUUUACAGCAGGGGGCAGUGUGGUGAGGUUCUCUGUGGAUGCAUUCCUGUUCUCUGGAGUCACACAACUGCUGUAUCUCCACUGUGCAAUGUCAGUACGCUCUGGCCCUUCCCCCAGCUCCAAGUCCUGCAACUUUAACAGGAUCACCAGGAGAUGGGAAGAGUUGGAGGCACCGCCCUCUGUAUGUUCCUGCUGUGAAUCCAUGUGUACAGAGACACUGAGCUGGCCGUCCUCUGUUUCUCCAGGAAUCAGGAGUGUAGUCAGCAGUUUUGGCUGGCACGUCAGAGGAAUGGAUGGAGACAAACCACUGAUGGCAUCUUUCCAAGCAGAGGAGGGAAGAGACAGGGAGGAACAACAAAGGAAGAGGACAGAGGAAAGGAUGGACAAGGUUAUACAAUUAAGAGGAUUAAUGCUUCCUCAGGCAUCAGAGGUUGGCUCUGACGAGAAAGAUAAGGCCUUUCCUAAGCCUAGCUCUUUAUAUCUUGCUGGAGAAACAAUGCUGGGCUUUAGUGGGGCCAGAGAAAUGGGUAGCAUAAGCCCGCAGGGGAAGGGAGAAGUGGAGGAAGUUAAGAAAGAAGAGGUAGUUAUGGAGGAGGCAAAGCACCAGCUGGCAGGAGUGGGAGCAGUAAAUGGCAUUCUUAUGUCUGGUAAGACGUCAGAGGCCAACAGAGAAAGGGAAGGUCCCACUAGGCUAGUGCAGAUCAUUAGUACCAAGAGUAAUACUGUUGAUGAAAGAGAUGGUUAUGGAACCACUAAUAUCUCUACAGACAGUUUCACUAUUGGUAAUGUUAAUACAAGUGAACAUAUAAAUAAUGUCUCGACAGCUGCUUUUUUUGAACUUGAUUCUAGUAGUGAUCGUACUACGGGAAGUAAUGUCGGCUCUACUGGCAAGAGUAACGCAACCAGGAGAAAUAGUUUUGAAGUUGGUAACAUUACCAGUGAAAGCGGUGAUUUGAGAGUGAGGUCUGGUAACAUAACUAGUAUUGCCCACAGAGGGAGCUUUACCACCUCUGUCCGUGGGAAUCACACAGGCAGUAGAUUAGAGCAAUUCCACGGAACAUAUUCCAGCACCAGUAGCUUUAAAAUGGACCAUGCUGCUGCUUUUGAUGCCAAAGAAUCAGGGAUGACCAGGCAAGGCUCUGUAUCUGAUGAACUUGAAUGGAUCAGACAGUUAGAACAGAGUAAAGCAGUGGACAUGAUACCUAACAGUAUACAAGGGCUAGCAGGUGGUUCUACAACCACUAAAGGUCCAGAUUCUAUUGAUGGUCUGUUUCGAAGUCUACAGAUUACAGGCUUAGAAUCACACCAAUCUGCUCAUCCAGUUGUGACUGAACCUGUCAUGGUAGCAGGGUUAGUUGGUGGAUCUGAUUUUGAUUCUGUUUAUAAUAAAGUUCCACAUCGGGAUGCAUUUAGUGGUGUAAUGAAGAUGGAGGAAGCAGUCAUAAAACAAGGACAAUUUUCUGGUUCCAACAUAGGACCAGCUGUUAAUUCUCACUCUGCUGUCUUAGAGCAGAUAGGUCAUAAGAACCCUACUCACUCUGCUGUGGCCAUAGUUACCUCUGAAGUCCUAGAGACAAGCCAGUUGACUAACAAGGAGUGGUCAGAGAUGGACUUAGCAUGGAAUUAGAACAGGGUAGAGUUUGGUAGGGAGGGGUAGAGCAGCGAGUUCAGGAGGCUGGGUAGAAAAGGAGUUGAAAUUACUUGUAUGUAACUUUUGAAAUACCCAAAAGAAAAACUCACCUUCAUGGUUCAUAGUUGACAUAUUUAGUCAGAUCUCUCUGACCAAGUCUCUUGACAAAGAUAUUUGUAUAGAUUUUUUCUUUUUAAAUAAAAAAGCAUGAUUAACACUU
Myripristis murdjan (pinecone soldierfish) is the source of this 2831-nucleotide messenger RNA. RefSeq lists its product as uncharacterized. The record is from RefSeq and is a predicted model, not a curated record. Bases 83 to 2608 code for a protein of 841 amino acids. Gene Ontology annotation, biological process: positive regulation of acrosome reaction; binding of sperm to zona pellucida; egg coat formation. Lineage: Eukaryota; Metazoa; Chordata; Actinopteri; Holocentriformes; Holocentridae. The transcript has 8 exons. Gene Ontology annotation, cellular component: extracellular matrix. Gene Ontology annotation, molecular function: acrosin binding.